AUGCCGUUUGGAUUUGGCCACAGCGGCGUGUCUGGGGGCGAAAAAUGCGAUGCCGCGGCGGGGAAGGCAUCGCAACCCGCACAGCCCGCGGAUCCGCGGAUUACCACCGCCCCGCCCGGGCAGAGCGGCCGAAGCCAGCCACACGCAUGUAUUCCGCCCACCACGCGCGGGGCGAAGGGGCCGCACUGGCCCACUUGCGAACGGGGGUUUUGCGCGGACGCGGGUGACCGCCGCGCGCUUUUCGGCCCGGUUCUGCGCGCGCUUGGGCGCCGCCGCCGCCGCGCAAGAGGCCCCGCCUGGAGACCCCCGCCCUCUCACGGCCGUCGCGACGGGAGGCGGCGGCAGGUAGCCCGGUGCGCGGAACAGGCUGCGACUGCCGCCAAGAAGCCGCGGUGCAGGUGGCUAGGCUUCGCGGUCUUCGACGCUUGCGGGCGCCGCGGGGGGUCGGGUCCCGUCGCUGCAUCCGGGCCGCCCGCGGCCCCCCGGAACUCUCCACCGCCCACGUCGGCGACGACGCGAGCCGGAGACUCCACCGCACCCGCCAAAGCCAGUCCCAUGCAGUGUUGCCCGGCGCCGUGCCAAUGCCAGUUCGGACCUGCAAGUCGCCAUCGGUUCGUCAGCGAGUGCGGCGGCCCCGCGCGCACAGGUAACGCCCCAACUCCCCAGGGAGGCCGGACAGUCAGCGUAAAAACAGCCGCUUUAGUGCGAUCACCGCGGAAGCACGGCGGUGGCGAAAACCGGCUCCCGCUUCGCACCCAGGCGAAGCAUCGCCCAAAAGAAGAGGCAAAGUUCGAAGCGGCGGCCGAGGUGCCGGGGAAGUUGGACUCCCGAAUCCGGCGGAGGCUAAAAGGCGACAAACCAGAAACAGCGUCGACAAUCGAGGCGGGUUGCCCACGCGUGGUGGAUCUCGAGCCGCAAGGGGGAGGCGGGGCGGGGCGAUGCCUAAGAAGAACCCCCGCCCAAAUAAGCGGCACCCCUUUCCCCUUCAGCGUGGCGGAGGGCCCCCGCUGGCAGGGAAGAAUGGUAUGGCGAGGGAGAGGGGCCUCGCAGGCAUCGGCUCGUGGAAGCCUCGCCGUCUGCGGUUUUAUGCAGGCCGUGGGGCCGCGGCCGUCGGGAAGGCGCUUGUCGCGCAACGACGGUCCCCUCCGUGGGAUUGCCUAG
This is a messenger RNA of Trypanosoma conorhini, 1161 nucleotides long. RefSeq lists its product as uncharacterized. The record is from RefSeq and is a predicted model, not a curated record. The transcript has a single exon. Lineage: Eukaryota; Euglenozoa; Kinetoplastea; Trypanosomatida; Trypanosomatidae. The coding region runs from base 1 to 1161 and encodes 386 amino acids.